CGACGACGAUCCAUUCCAAUCCAAUCCCUAUGAGUUGUCUCGGCGUAAUGGCGGCGGAUCCGCUUCUAGCAUCGGGUCGGAGCUCCGAGAUGCUGGACCUCCUAGCGCUUCAAUCAAAGAUGAAGUGCGACCCUGAAGGCUACGAAUCGGAGCUACUGCUUCUCAAAGGUCAAUUCAACUCGUUGCUGGAACUCUUUCAGCAAAAUGCCGCAAUGAACUUCACCUCCAGCAUCGGCAUCGACCGAGACUCUACCAUCGCCAAAGAACUCAGCGAGAAGGCCAAAGUCCUCGCCCACGUCACUCCCUUCUACCCUAACCACCUCGCCGAUUUCCCUCAAAAACUCGCCGAUUUUCUUCGGAGCACCGCGCGCACUCUACCUUCGAAGCUUCGCUGCGACCUCACUAAAUCUCAUAUCAUGCUUAUUAAUCGAAAGAUUGUUGAAAUUCGGGAAACACUGUCAUUGUUCAUGGAGCUUCAAACCCUUGGUGACAAAAAGCUGAGGAAGUUGGCGUUCAAUCACGUUGUUACAAGCAUAAAGGACAUGAACGAAAAACAUAAGGACGAAGCGAAGAACCGAUCACUUCAGAAUGUCCUUUUUACGAUGCUACAGGAGGAGGAUGAAGUGCGGGCACACAGGGCGUUUGAGACUCUACGUAAACUUCACCAGGGGAAAGUGUGGUUUGAUGAGAGAACUGGAAAUGCAAUUUGCACUGCUUCCUUCCAUCAAUCAUCGAGGAUCAUGAAAGCGGCUUUACAGUUUCUGCUUGGUUAUGAGAAGAUUGAAAAUGCUGAAGAUAGUGAUGAUUCAAGCAGCAAUGAUGAAUUGGCCGAAUCACCUCAAGUUAUCCUUAGAAGGGAGGCUGUUUAUAAGGCAAACCACCAAGGAACAUCAGCUAGCAAAAAGAAAAAGCAAGCAAAACUUCAACGUGCCGUACGCAGCAUAAAAAAGAAGCAACGCUCGUCUGAAAACAGCAAUAGGAAUUAUUAUUCACCACUUAAUCAUUUGAAAGAUGCUCAGGGUUUUGCUGAGAAGCUGCUCUCGCGUGUUCAGAAUUGUAAUGAACGAUUUGAGGUUAAGAUGAUGAUGUUGAAAUUGAUUGCCCGAACAGUUGGACUUCACCGGUUAAUUUUGUUAAACUUUUAUCCUUUUCUUCAGAAAUAUAUUCAGCCGCAUCAACGUGACGUUACAAAUUUGCUUGCAGCAGUGGUUCAGGCUUGCCAUGAUAUGGUUCCUCCUGAUGUAGUUGAGCCCUUGUUCAAACAAAUAGUAAAUCAAUUUGUACAUGACCGUUCACGUCCAGAGGCUAUCACUGUUGGACUAAAUACAGUCAGGGAGAUAUGCAUGCGCAUGCCAUUGUUAAUGAAUGAAGACUUACUACAAGACCUUGCCCUAUAUAAGAAAUCACAUGAGAAGUCAAUUUCAAUAGCAGCUCGAUCUUUGAUUGCAUUAUUCCGAGAGGUUUGCCCUUCGCUGCUAGUUAAGAAGGAUCGUGGGCGGCCCAUUGACUCUGAGGCUAGACCAAAGGCCUAUGGAGAAGUCAAUGUUGCCAUUGAUGUUCCUGGUGCUGAGUUGUUGCAGAUUAUUGACAAUGAUGAUGAGCAAGAGAGUGAUGAUUCUGUAUGCAGUGGCUCUGAUGGUGAACAGGAAAAUGAUCAGAUGAGUAUCAAUGAUGAUGAGAACCAGCUUUGCAGUGAUAAUACUGAAAGUGGUGAUGAUGAUGAAGCCAAAGAUACUGAUGUCGGAUCAGAAGAUGAAGAUGACCAAAGUUCUGAUUACGAAACAUAUGUUAGUGAUGCCGACAAUGAUUUUGAAGAUACGGGGGACGUCCUUGAAGACAAUGAACAGUCUGAUGACGAGGAUGGCGAGGUUUCAGAACAUGAAGAAGAUGACGAUCUGCAUACCUUUAGUGAUGAUGGAAGUGCGGAGACAAAAGGAAUAUUGAAAGACUCAGCAAAAAAAAGGAAGUUUACUGAUUUUAAUGGUCAACUUGUAGCUGCUGAUACAAGUCUCCGGGCUUUGAAGAAAUUGGCAGGGACAACAAUGGGGGAUGCCCUCCCAGAAUCUAAAGAUGGAAUUCUUUCAAAUGAGGACUUUCAGAGGAUCAAGGAACUAAAGGCAAAAAAAGAAGUAAAAACUGCAUUGGUUCAGCAUGGGCUAGCAAAAUCAGCAACAGUUAAGGUUCCAAGCGCUGAUCAGCUAAGUUUAAAGCGAGUGGAUGGUACCAUGCUUGAAGCUCAUGUAAGGAAAAAGCUGAGCAAGGAUGAAAGGUUGGCAUUGGUUAGAGCAGGGAGGGAAGAAAGAGGAAAAUACUACGCCCGAACUGCUGUAAAACAGAAAAAGACGGGUGGCCUAAGCAACAGACAAAAGGAGCACAAGAAGAAAAUGCCUCUGGCUGCUAAGAGAGGUAAGGUAGCAAGAUCUCGGAUAGAGAAAAAGAAAAAGAAUCAGCAGUCUGGCAAACAGUUCCGUGGGAGGAAAGCCUGGAAAUGAUUAGCUACAAAAUAUGGUUUCGCAUUAUAAACAUAGAUUUUUUAUUCUUUGGAAAGAACCUUCUUAGCCCCUUUUCCCAAUCCCACCUCUUCAUCCGGUUAUAAGUUAAAAUCGUUAUAUUGAAUUUUGAUUAUUUUGAGCAGUUUUUUUUUUUCCUAAUUCAUUAUCAUAAGCUGUAUUACGUAUUAUUUCUCCUCACAAUUCUCCGUUCAAUGACAACUCAAUAGAAUGAUUAGAUUUAGCUGUAUGAUAUGAUUCAAUGUUAAUGGACAAGCACAAAUGCAAUAGA
Gastrolobium bilobum is the source of this 2781-nucleotide messenger RNA. RefSeq lists its product as uncharacterized. Gene Ontology annotation, biological process: ribosomal large subunit export from nucleus; ribosomal large subunit biogenesis. Lineage: Eukaryota; Viridiplantae; Streptophyta; Magnoliopsida; Fabales; Fabaceae. Gene Ontology annotation, cellular component: nucleolus. The record is from RefSeq and is a predicted model, not a curated record. The coding region runs from base 30 to 2492 and encodes 820 amino acids. The transcript is spliced from 15 exons.